Orussus abietinus is the source of this 3071-nucleotide messenger RNA. RefSeq names its product leucine carboxyl methyltransferase 1. Gene Ontology annotation, molecular function: protein C-terminal leucine carboxyl O-methyltransferase activity. The transcript has 4 exons. Lineage: Eukaryota; Metazoa; Arthropoda; Insecta; Hymenoptera; Orussidae. Bases 127 to 1077 code for a protein of 316 amino acids. The record is from RefSeq and is a predicted model, not a curated record. Gene Ontology annotation, cellular component: cytosol. Gene Ontology annotation, biological process: C-terminal protein methylation.
CGCAGGUGGGACGGCAAUAUGGCCGCGCGUGCGAGCCGCUGCGAGUGACAGUUAUCAGCGGAUUCCAUACCCGGGAGAGCGCGAAAUAAUGAUUUCCCGCAAUUGAAACAAGUGCCGUGCUACGCGAUGAUCAAGGAGAUGGCGGACGAUGACGCCGUGCAGGCGACGAACGACGAUGCGAGCGAAUGCAAGCGGAACGCGGUCCAGCUCGGCUACUGGCAGGACCCGUUCAUCAGCUUCUUCGUCAAGCAAACCACUCGGAAAGCGCCCGAAAUUAAUCGCGGCUACUUCGCCAGGGUCAAAGGAAUCGAGGUCUUCAUCGACAAGUUCCUGAAGUUAUCCGGUGGCACGUGUCAAAUAGUAAACUUAGGAGCUGGCUUCGACACUCUGUAUUGGAGGCUCAGAGACGUGGGCAACAGUCCCCUUAACUUUAUAGAGUUGGACUUUCCUAGCGUAACGGCUAAAAAAUGUUAUCACAUCAAAAAGCACAAACAACUGAUCGACAGAUUAAACACGGAAGACGGAGAAAUCAGGUUCUCGACGACGGACUUACACGCAGCAAAUUAUCACUUAAUUGGCACGGAUCUGCGACAUACGUCCGAUCUGUCGAACAAGUUCAUGCAAGCCGAAGUCAAUUUCGGUCUACCGACACUGUUUCUUGCCGAAUGUGUCUUGGUAUAUAUAGACACGAGCGCAGCCUCCGUAUUGUUGAAAUGGCUGUCGGAGAAGUUUCCAAAUAGUAUUUUUGUGAACUAUGAACAAGUUAACAUGCGAGACAAGUUUGGACAGGUCAUGCUGUCCAAUUUACGUAGUCGAGGGUGCUUACUGGCUGGUGUCGAAGAUUGCGAAUCAUUAGAGACCCAACAAAGACGCUUUAUAGUUAACGGUUGGGAGGGCUCGAAUGCCUGGACAAUGGUAGAAGUGUACGAUUCACUGCCCGAAGCAGAGCGAACGCGAAUCGAGCGUAUAGAAAUGUUGGACGAGAGAGAACUCUUGACUCAACUGUUGCAGCACUACUGUAUCGCAGUCGCCUGGAACGGACAGAUGUUUAAAAAUCUAUCUAUAGCGCAGGGUUAAGUUUCUCAUACUUCAUCGGUUACUCCAGGUAAAGCAAAAUCGAAAUAAUCGAGAUACUCCGAGCUUGUACAUCGGGAUGAAUCUUAGACACAAGACAUAGUUGUGCGCGAUCGAACGACAAAUUAUAACACCACGCUUUCUAUUCGCAUAAAGUUCCGUGUUAUCCAAUGUAUGUACAGAAGGGAGAUAUAAUGAACGAGACACGACGAGACUAAGUAAUAGAAGCGUCUCCUAACCGAUAUCCGAUAUUUACAAACGACUCGAUAAUCGCUCGUUAAAUCCAGGCCCUUUCGUUCCGAAUGCAAAGCGCACUUGGUUCCCCCUCCGGUACAAGAUUAUACGAUUUUUAUACGUUUCAUCCGACGCGAACGAGCACCUCUCCGCAUGUCGUUCCAUCGUCAUUAGUUAGGAAGAUUCUAUUACUAAGAGAUUACGCUAAGAUCGGAACGUAGCGAGAGUACUGCUAGCGUAAUCGAUUAUCUUUAAUAAUUUGCAACGAAAGCGAAGGUGCAUUCGAGAGGACCCUUCGAUCGUAGAAAGUAAAGCGUUAAUCUUGUAAAUUUAUUCUAGUUCAUUGGUUAUACGAGGAGGGCAAAGGACAAAGGAAAAGAGAAAAGAAACGAAAUAAGGGGAGAAUUCUAUUUCGAACUCUACGAGAAGCCACUUGGCGUUUACGUCUAUUGCUCGAAUAUUAAUUAUUUAGGGCCGCUCUUAACCAAGUAUUACUCGUCGGAAGCAAUCGCAGCGCGUCUGUCACUUAGCCAUCGGUAGAUCGUUUUAGAGAACGGUAGAGGGAGACAAGAUCGAGAAGAAAAAAAAUGUAUUUUCAUAUAUUCAGGAGAAUCAGGGUUCAAGGAGAAUAGAAACCUCGAGGAGGAAGACGAGGGGAAGAGGCAAGCCGGUGCCGCGGUUCACCUCUUCGACAAGUCACAUGAAAUACACCUCACAACCGUACGCAAUCUUUUUACAAGGGAUCCGUCGUCAACUGCCGAGUCCGCCUCGCUAUUUUCGACAUCGUUCCGUAGGAUUAUUACGUUAUUAUAUUAUAUAUUUAGUCGAGCGCGGUGCGGAGUUGAGGAGGCGCAGAGAACGGGAUUAAGUGUGACUUAGUACUGCCUGGCCUUGUAUUCUAGCACACUAAGUUUACAGAUAUACCUGGAGUAACGUAAUUACAGGAGGAGGGACGGGAUAAAUAACAGAGGAAACUAAUUGAACGUUAUAUUUUUCUCGAAAGUUCCCGAGUAUCCGUGGGCAAUUAACUCUCGCAUCUUCUGCAUGUAGUAAAAAGGACGUCGUCCCUGUCUUUCGCUGUAAUCCACGUCUUCGUGGUAAUGCGAACUCUUUACGAUCGCUAAGAUUCCCAUAAAUCGGGGGGAACUUGCCGAUUUCCCCCAUCCGUACUUCUCUCGAUCGCGAGCAAUUUGUUCCUCGAUAGUUUUUAAAGUUCCGUACUUUGUAACUAUUCGUAACUAUUCGUGACUAUUGGUAACUCUUCGUAACUGUCCUUCAAAUGCGCAGUCGGGGGAGGACGUUGAAAACGCGCCUUCGCCCGAUUAUCGUAACGUUUGCGAGAUGCAACCGGUCGAGACGUAAAUUCGUAUGGUUUUUUUUUUCUCGUUCGAAGGAACAAAUUUCACGCGAAUUUCUUAUCUCGACUGGGUAUUUAAACGCGAAGUCUGCCGUCGCGUCGGCGAGAGGAACGAGGCUGGACGGAUCUCGAAGGGAUUUCGUUUGCACGUCUUUGAAUCACCCCAGGGGCAAGGGAAAUCACGGGGAAAUCACGGGGAAAUCAGCUGGAAAUUGUUAGAAAUCCCAUUGCCGUUUAUUGCGGGAAACUAGGAGCAGUCGGUUUUUAAUGAUGGAUAUCAUUUUCUCUGGUCUUCGAGUGAAUACCUCCUCGAGCGCGGGCACGAACACUGCCACUGCAGAGAGUCCUCUUAAAGGGGGCGAGAUUUCAUCGAAGGGAAAUUAAAUCCUGCCAUUGCGUCGCCGAG